AUGCGGAAGGUCGGAAUACAAAAGGUCAAAUUGUCUGGGUCACAUGUGGGAAAGAAACCGGAUCGAAUGCAGACCUGUCAAAAUAUCACAAAAUUGAGGAAAUUUUGUAGAUUUAGGAAAAUGAUCGAGCUGCUUCAACAGAAUGCUUCCGUAGCAAUUGUAGCAGUAUUCUUCUCCGGCUACUUUGCGUAUUACACUUUCUUUGUAGCUAAGAAGCCCAAAUUAGCCUGUAAGGAUACAAAGUUCCGCUCCUUCCUGUUGACCCACUGUCCUGUUAUCUCAGAAAAGUACUUUCCAACUGUUUGGUGUUUUGAGUCCAGAGCUCAAACUAUUCUUCGCUCCUUUUUAAAGUCUGCUCCGAAGUUGAGCUAUGAAGGCGAGCUAAUCAAGAUGGAGGAUGGAGGACAGGUCCUGUUAGACUGGUACCAAAAUGACAAUGAAGUUUACCCUGACGUGGAAACAAGGCCAACUGUCAUACUCCUGCCUGGUCUCACAG
Mizuhopecten yessoensis (Yesso scallop) is the source of this 496-nucleotide messenger RNA. RefSeq names its product phospholipase ABHD3-like. Gene Ontology annotation, biological process: medium-chain fatty acid biosynthetic process; medium-chain fatty acid catabolic process. Gene Ontology annotation, molecular function: monoacylglycerol lipase activity; acetylesterase activity. The annotation marks the transcript as partial. The record is from RefSeq and is a predicted model, not a curated record. The transcript is spliced from 3 exons. NCBI's taxonomy places the organism in Eukaryota, Metazoa, Mollusca, Bivalvia, Pectinida, Pectinidae.